UUGAACUAACAUCCCAGCAGGCCCCGCGGCGCCGGGCCGGGCAGGGGCGGUACUUAUGGCGGCGGAGUGGAGCGCUGUUCUCCUCACCUGCCGGCGGGGCCAUGGCGGCGUGUCCGCCCUGCAGCGAGAGCUGGAGGUGCGGCGGCUGCGGGGCGGGCUGGGCCCGCGUCCCCCCGCGCUGCUGCUGGCCGUGGAGGACCCCUGGGCCCGGCUGGGCAGCGGCGGUGCCACCCUGAACGCGCUGCUGGUGGCGGCCGAGCACCUCAGCGCCCGCGCCGGCUGCACGGUGGUGACCGCUGACGUCCUGAGGGACGCCCGCAUCCUCAUCUUGCACAUGGGCCGCGACUUCUCCUUCGACGACUGUGGCCGUGCCUUCACCUGCCUGCCCGCCGAGGAGCCCGGUGCCCCGGCUGAAGCUCUGGUCUGCAACCUGGACAGCCUGCUGGGGACCCUGACACACCGGCUCUGUGUGGGCUCCCCGCCUGGCGUCUGGGUCUGCAGCACCGACAUGCUCCUCACCGUGCCCUCAGCACCAGGGAUCAGCUGGGAUGGCUUCCAGGGUGUCCGAGUGAUCGCAGUGCCCGGGAGCCCAGCAUAUGCCAGGAACCAUGGGGUCUACCUCACCAAUGAACAGGGGCUGGUGCAUGACAUCAUCUACAAAGGCACAGAGGCCCAGAUCCAGCAGUGUGCAGGGCCAGAUGGCACUGUCCCACUGGUCUGUGGGAUUGUUUUCUUCUCCUCGGAUGCUGCCGAGCAGCUUCUGGCCACCCACGUCAUCCCUCCUCUGGAUGCCUGCACCUACAUGGGGCUGGACUCGGGGGCACCACCCAUCCAGCUCUCCCUCUUCUUCGACAUUGUGCUGUGCAUGGCAGGGGGGAUGACAGAGGAAGAUUUUGUGAAGGCUGGUGGUGAUGCCAGUGUGAGGAGUGCCCGCUCAGUGCUGUGGACAGCUCUCCGUGGCUUCCCUCUUAGCAUGGCCUGCAUUCCCAACGCAUCCUACGACUACAUGACAGCCUCUGCGAGCGACCACAUCCGCAGCCUGACCCUCCUGCCUAGCUCUGCCAGCCACCUCCGCUUCUGCAAGACAGCCCAUUCCCACGUGGAUCAGCCCUGUCUCCUGGAGGAUGGCUCUUCGGUCACCAACUGCCUGCUGGAAGGAGCUGUGCGGCUGGCAGCUGGCAGUGUCAUCCAGCACUGUCACCUCCAGGGUCCCCUGGAGAUCGGUCCUGGCUGCCUCCUCUCAGGCCUCGACGUGGGCUCCUCACCAGCCCUGCGGGGCUGUCCCCUGCGUGAUGUUGUCCUGCAGGGCCACCACGUCCGGCUGCGCGACCUGCCCUGCCGCGUGUUCACUCUCACCGGCCGCCUUGACGACUGGCAGAGCCCUGUGGAAAAAGCCACCUACCUGAACGUGCCCUGGGCUGAGUUUUUCCAACGGACGGGUGUUCGGGAAGGGGACCUUUGGGAUGCUGAGACGCCGCAGAGGAGCCGCUGCCUGCUCAGCGCCCGGCUCUUCCCGGUGCUGCACGCCCGCGAGGCACUGGGGCUGCAGGAUGUGCUGUGGCUGCUGGGCCUGGCCACCGUGGCCAGCGAGCAGCUGGUGUGCUGGAGAACAGCCUGGCGUAUGUCCUGGCAGGAACUGCUGCCCUGCCUGGACAUAGAAGCUGAGCUGGGUGCCCGCCAGGCCCUGUUCUUCCUGCAGGGCCAGCACAAGGUGCGGCGGGUGCUGCUGGGGUGCCAGGACAGCAGCCUUCUGCCACUUGCCCGCAGUGCCGUCCAUGAGGGCUACCACAAGGCCAUGCUGGGCACGCUGGAUGAAGUUGCCUCCACGGCUGGCGAUGCUGGUGUUGCAGCACGGGCACUUGCCUGUAUUGCUGAGGUCCUGGGCUGCAUGGCACAAGGGGAAGGGGGCUUGCGGAGUGGUCCUGCUGCCAACAGGGAGUGGGCCUCAGCUUUUGGGCGCCUGGAGAGCGGGGACAUUGCUGGUGGUGUCCAGGAGCUGGCUGCUGAGCGGCAGAAGUGGAUGAGCCGGCCGGCUCUGCUGGUGAGAGCAGCUCGGCAUUACGAGGGGGCUGAGCAGAUCCUCGUCCGGCAGGCAGUGAUGUCCUCAUGCCAGUUCAUCACCGUGGAACAGGGGGAGCUGCCACCCUUGGGGCACUGGGUGCAGGCGGUGUGUCCAGCCCGCCUGGACCUCUCCGGUGGCUGGAGCGACACUCCCCCCAUCACCUACGAGCACGGUGGGGCCGUGGUGGACAUGGCAGUGCUGGUGGAUGGCUGCCGGCCCGUUGGCGCCCGGGUGCGGCGCAUCGUCCAGCCGGAGCUGCGCCUCGUCAGCCUCAGCGGGACGCCACAGGGCGAGGUGGUGGCAGAGCUGGUGUGCCGGGAGCUGGAGCACUUACAGGAUUACUGCCAGCCACAUGCACCAGGAGCCCUGCUCAAAGCUGCCUUUAUCUGCACCCAGGUUGUGCAGUUCCCCUCACAGACGCCCUUGCGGGCCCAGCUGAUGGAGAGUUUUGGGGGUGGCUUUGAGGUGCACACCUGGUCCAAGCUGCCCCACGGGUCUGGCCUUGGCACCAGCAGCAUCCUGGCAGGAGCAGUGAUGGCAUCCCUGUACCGGGCAGCAGGGAAGGCUGCCAGCACUGAGUCCCUUAUCCAUGCUGUGCUGCACCUGGAGCAGAGGCUUACAACAGGGGGUGGUUGGCAGGACCAGGUUGGUGGGCUCAUUCCUGGCAUCAAAAUCGGGAGGUCGAAGGCCCAGCUGCCACUCAGAGUGGAGGUGGAGCAGAUCCUGGUCCCUGAUGGUUUUACCCAGACUCUGAAUGAUCACCUGCUGCUGGUGUACACGGGGAAGACUCGCCUGGCCCGCAACCUGCUCCAGGAUGUGGUGAGGAACUGGUAUGCCAGGCUGCCCUCCAUCGUGCAAAACGCUGACGCGCUGGUGAGCAAUGCUGAGGAGUGUGCCCAGGCCUUGAGGCAAGGUGACCUACAGCUCCUUGGCAGGUGCCUGGACCGCUACUGGCAGCAGAAGAAGUGCAUGGCCCCGGGCUGCGAGCCGCUGGCCGUGGGGCGCCUGAUGGACGCUCUGCGGCCCCACGCCUACGGGCAGUGCUUGGCCGGGGCUGGCGGCGGCGGCUUCCUUUGCAUCCUAACCAAGGCCCCGCGGCAGAAAGAGGCUUUGCACCAGAUCCUGGCAAACACUGAGGGAUUGGGCAACUUCAGCAUCCACAGCAUUGAAGUGGACACGGGUGGUUUCUCUGUGGAGGUCGUGGGAUGUGAUACCAAGGACAGUGCUCAGCCUGGAGGGGACAGGGCUGUGUGAAGGCCUUCAGCUCUGGCCCAUUCCUGGCAGAUAUCCAGAACAGGUGGAGGGAAAUUCCCACUGCUGUAGGGGAGGCUGCUUCGGCCAGCUCCAGCAGGUGCCUUAGGUCUCCAUAUGGCCUUUUUGUGCUGCUACUUGCCCCAAAAGCCAGAGACUGGAGAAGUUGUGACAAGUUGUGCAGGCAGGCAAAACUACCCUGCUGGGUGGCCUUACUGCAGGGACAGUUUGCUAGGGCCUCCAGCCUGAUUUUGGUGUUUCACUCCAGUUUUUACAGUUCUCCAAAGGGAACAAGCUAGCAUUUAUGAUGCUGCGUCUAGCAGGAACCUUCCAGCAGCAGGGACCCAAGCUGACAGUUCAGCAUGCACUGCUCCUUCACCAGGAAUGCAGUUGGAUGUGGAAUCAAGACCCUCUCCUGUCUUGAGGCACUGUUUCAGCAGUGAAACAGUGACUAGUGAAAGCAAGUUACUAGUCCAUGCAGAUUGAAUAAAAAAGCUUGUUCUCAGCA
This is a messenger RNA of Passer domesticus (house sparrow), 3821 nucleotides long. It is a transcript of the gene FCSK, whose product is annotated as fucose kinase. Gene Ontology annotation, biological process: GDP-L-fucose salvage. The transcript is spliced from 23 exons. NCBI's taxonomy places the organism in Eukaryota, Metazoa, Chordata, Aves, Passeriformes, Passeridae. Gene Ontology annotation, molecular function: ATP binding; fucokinase activity. The coding region runs from base 56 to 3316 and encodes 1086 amino acids. The record is from RefSeq and is a predicted model, not a curated record.